Molecule: messenger RNA, 4170 nt
Organism: Dentiscutata erythropus
Lineage: Eukaryota; Fungi; Glomeromycota; Glomeromycetes; Diversisporales; Gigasporaceae
Source: the annotation of a GenBank genome assembly
AUGGCACAAAACUUGUCGCCGUAUAAACUUCAACCCCCAAAAAACUUGUCCGCUUUACACAAAACAAGUGUCGAGCUUGGAUAUCCCGAUUUCUAUCCUCCAAAGCCUGGUCAAGAUGAAGACUUAAUGACAGAGCAGCAUGUACAGCAAGGUUUUUCUGGCGCACUCUUUGUAGAUGCAGAGUCUUUCUCAGCACAGGAUAUGAUUCUGGAUGAGAUAAGAGAUCCAAAAGGUCUUGGAAAUCUCGGCGAGUUCAUGACUGACAUAAUGAAACGUAAACAUGAGAUUAACACUUUUGAAGAAUCUUCUCCAUACACCGUGCCACAAAUAGUAUGGGUGCCUGUCGAAGAUAGAGAUGAAUGGUUAAGGCGACUGGCCGGUAAUAGUCCGCUUAAAGAAUUGGCAGAGAAUGUUCCGAGAGUUGUCGAAGGUACUCAUCUACUAGAACUUGUUACUCAACAUAGAGUACCUCUCGCACGGGCUACUUGGUUUACCAAAAUAGUAGGGAUUAAUUUGAUUAAUUCAAGAACGGGGCAUCAAGAAACGUCACAUAAUGCUACGCAAGAAUACACAAAAAAUUGGAAUUCGACAUUUCACACCUUCAUCAAAAACCAGAGUCGUGAAUAUGAUCCCGAUAAUAUAUUACUAGCCAAAUGGCAGUUUGAUGAUGGAUUGCUUGAUCAACGGAUUCUUAGAUCGACGCUCGAAAAUCUAGAUCAAGCAGAUCAUUUAAACACUGUUAUUUGGUUAUGGUUUGUUCAACAAUUUUUGGAGGAAUUCCAACACAUUGUCUGUGAAUGUGAAGUAAUUACAAUUGCUGGUAACACCUUAGAUACGCCAAAACCCAAAGCUCGAUAUUGUCGUCAAGAUGUUGAAGAAUAUGCUACAUCCACUCCUGAUAUGUUUGUGUUUCCUGUUUGUUGGAACACAUACAAAGACCUCCUAAGAUGUGUUUUUGUUGAAGACAAUUCAUUGAAAACCGAUACUGUUAUACCAAAGAAUACGAAACGGCAAAUGGAAAGAUAUUACGAAUUGAUACGUGCUAGAAAUGAGGUAUUUGAUAAAGAAAAACCUGAUAUGAUAGGGAAGAGGAAUGCACAAGAGUUGCAACAAUCUCGGAUAAUUGAGAUUCUAGAUAAAGUUGGUUUCCAUACUGACUACCAAAAAAUUGCAGCUGAAUACUUCCGUAUAGAUAGUAAAUUUCCAAUGCUAGAAAGAGAAGUAUCAACACAUAUUUACUGGUUGUGCUAUUGGGCUGUGACUAAAUAUCGUGCUGGAGAUUAUCGUGUUUACUCUGUAAGUACUAUACUCGAUAUAUGGAAGAGCUCUGUGACAAAUGCAGAGGAAAGGCUGCAACGUCAGACUACAAUUCAAAACUCUUUAAUGGAUUUUUUGGAUAUUUAUCCUCUUGGUUGUAAUGGCAUAUGCGAAGAAGACGUUGCAGGACUAUUUGGUGAACUUAUCCGCAAUGGGCAUUUCUCUCAUCAACGUUAUUUGCAACGUUUGGUCGCAAGGGGGGACGUGCUACAUGAGAGAAGGGUAACAGAGGAUACUAGCGAUGAAAAGGAAUAUGAAUCUAUGGUCAUGAUGAUAAAAGAUAAACUUCCAUAUUUGUUUUCGAGAACAGAGAAGCUAGAUAGUCCAACGGUAGAUAAUCCGGUCUCUGAUAUGCAUUUGGCACUAAAUUUCCAUAGUGAGACAACGGAAUUUAUGCAAAAUGUAACGAAAUUUUGCCAAAUAAAAGUAAUACAAACGUGGCUUCUCCCGCAAGUGAAAACAUUUGUACAAAAUACCCCUAUUGGUCCACAUAAUUGGCAUAAUCCGACUCAACCUGGGUCAUCAUUACUAAAUGCGCGUCAACUUUCAACAAUAGUCAAAGUCAUUGAACUAGCAAAAGAUUAUAACUCAUUACUGGAUCUUCUGCUAUGGGUUCUUGAAAACUCGACGGAAAAAUGUCUAUUUCAAUCGAUCAUUGAUACAUUAAAACGGCACGAAGUCGUCUGGGAUGCUAUGGGUAAAUCGGAACAAGUGCUUGAUGCGCUUAUGAAAAAGAACGACCAAUUGCGUGACAUGAGACAGACAGAAACAUGCAUAGUGAAAUACUUAAUAAAUUUUACACAUGACUAUGUGAAUGCUAAAAAAGGAAAGUUGGAGCAAGACCUGCAAUCACAAAUGAAGUCACAAUUAUCACAGGCAGUAUCACAUCAUUAUACCCGUUUUGAAGGAUAUAAUAGCAUGAAACAAUUCCUAAGUCGUGUCAGAGCUUCGAACAUAGAGUCACGUUUGUUUCAGUCAGAUGGCGAUGGAAUAUAUAAAAUUUUUGAAUCAUACAUAAACAUUAUAAUUCAGUAUUCUCAUAAUUAUGCAGAUGAAAAUUACACGGAGGGUAGGAUUGUUAUUGGGAUUUUUGGUGAUCUGCUCGUAGAUAUUUGUGAUAGAACGACAGAUGAGCUUGAUUUCGUUUUCGAAAAGUGGAUUAAAUGCCUCUCUCAUGUAGAUGAGGAUAAUAUUUUCGGGAAUGAAAAUAUUCUUUUACUAUAUUUUUUCGUGAUGCUCGUUGUUCGACAUUUGGUUUGCAUGAAAAUAAUAAUAGAGCAUCUCUGCGAUAAAAACCUAAAGAUAUUAGUGGAAAAAUUGUCGAAUCAAAGACAAAUGGAUCCAAAGGAAGUUAUCGAAUGCAAGAAUUUGGUGAAACUAUUGAGGCUAUUACUUCUACAAGAUGGUGACAACCUUUCUAUCCAAUUGCCGUUGUGCACGACGGAAAUUCAAGUACUAAAGUCUCAUUGCGAAACGUUAUCCCACCAUAACGAUUUUAUUGUAAUUGCCUCUACCAUUUUCCAAAAACUUGCCAUUAUCGAAUGUUUGAUCGACUCUAAAGACCAACUUAUAGAUGUUCUCAUACAAUUAAGAAUCGAUUUUUCUAAGAUUGAGUGGUUCAGACAAUUAUGCGUAAUUAACAGUGAAACCGUUUACGACCGGUUUGUUAAGGGAAAGAGGUUAUUGAGCAAUAAGGAAGUAGAAAAGCGGAUUCUUAAUAUUGUCCAAACAGCACUCGGCGACGAUGUUGCAAAAUCUUCUCAAACGGCUUCCGUUUAUAUUAAAUAUCUGAGGACUAUUCUCUCUCAAAUAAGUUUAUGGAAUAUACAGAAAAAUCGGAUAGAAUUUUGGUUAUGUAUGGAUCAAAUUAUGUUAAUUGAUUCUACUAUCCCUCGUUCGUCAUCAACGUCCACGAUUAAAGAUGAAGAUGACAUAAUAGCCAACUUUGGCGAGUUCCCAAAAAAUGAGAGUUUAAAAAACGCAGUCAUUGAUUGGCUCUGGGAAGAAUUGAUAUUAAAAGGGGAAAUCGAUUGUGGCUUUUUGAGUAACAUGAUUAAAGGGAUAAUGGAGGAUGUUAGUAUUGAGUUAUUUGAGAAAGGGCUUUGUAUAUUAAAAAAAUGUACAGAAUUGAUUUCUGACAUAGAAGAAAUCUUUAGAUCACUGUUGCUUACACUUAGCGUCGAUAAGAAGAUAAACUUUUGUGAUGCCUUGUUAAGUCAAAUUAAGAAAAUCCAAGAUGAUUUUCCCUAUGACUCCAGUUCUAUAAAAUUUGGAUUUGAAAGUCAUGACAAUGUUUAUGUGUCUAGCAUAAUUUCUCGUGUCAAAUUACUGGUUCUUGGAGCGCAUGUAUUGACAAGUCGCGUAACAGAGGUUAUUACGCAAACUAAUCCGGCGAUCGUGCGCCAAAUUCCGGAAUAUGCUCUAAUAGAGAAAUUGUUUGUGACAUUGGUGAAUUUAUUAUGUGAUCCGCGUAUUCAUCAGAAUGGUGGUGGUUUUGCACAUUUUGAUCUAAUACUAGAUCUUGUAUCGUUCUUGCUAGAUGAGAUGGGAAAAAACGCGCGCGCUGUCAUUGUAGCAGAAUUAAAGAACCACAAAAUUGACAAUAUUAUCCCAGCCAUAUGGAGUAACAGGAUAAAACGUGUACUUCCUCUUAUUUUCGUUCAAGAAACAAUAGGGGAAGGCGAAAAGAAACACAAAAUAGAUCCUUGGAAAAUGAUUGAAGGAUUGGGCGAAGAUGAUGACCUUACUAGUUCACCUAAUGACUUAUCAUGGUAUAAUUCGAAAGUUUAUCCGCGUCCUAAUAAGAGAUUAAAAAGAGUCAAUGUGAAUAAUAGUAAUAGUACUAUAAUUUAA